AGAGAGACACACAUGGGAUUAUUUCGGAGCAUUAGUUUCCGGCGAAAUACAUCUCCGGCCGCCGUAUCUAAUAAACAUAAGUCUAAAGAAUCAUCGGUUUCUUGGUGUGGGGAGAAGAGGCUCUUGAAAGAAUCACAAAUACAAGAUAAAAUACUCAAGACAUACGUUAUCUCACGGUUGGCUUCGCCGGCAAAUGUUUUCCGGUGGGAAGCAAACCUCAUCGGACCGGAGAACUGCCCGUUCGAAAAUGGUGUCUUCGCCGUCUCUAUUCACAUCCCAACCAAAUAUCCAUUCAAACCACCCAAGAUCGUAUUCAACACCAAGAUAUUUCAUCCUAACAUCAACAAGAAGGGAGAAAUUAGUAUCGAUAUAUUGGGGUCGCAAUGGUCACCAAGUUUGAGGAUCGAUUUGGUACUCUUAUCCAUAUGUUUGGUUCUCUCUAACCCGGUCGAGCCAUUUGUUCCUGGCAACCCAGCCGUGAAGGUGUACCUGCAAGACCGGAACGCUUACGAGAAGAUUGCGAGAAUGUGGACUCUGGAAUAUGCAAAUGCUUGACGAUUACUUUCAUAAAUUUUGUGUGUGUUUAUGUGAUGCGGUUAACCAUAAGUUUGUCAAUAAUCUGUUUUUCUAUGUUACUCACCUGUUUUGUUAACUUUACCUGCUUAUAUGUCAAUGGAAAUUAAAAAGAAAAAAAAAGAAAAAAAAAGAAAAGAAA
Molecule: messenger RNA, 715 nt
Organism: Raphanus sativus (radish)
Lineage: Eukaryota; Viridiplantae; Streptophyta; Magnoliopsida; Brassicales; Brassicaceae
Product: SUMO-conjugating enzyme UBC9-like
Exons: 2
Coding region: 13-555 (180 amino acids)
Biological process (GO): protein polyubiquitination
Cellular component (GO): nucleus
Molecular function (GO): ubiquitin conjugating enzyme activity
Source: RefSeq, a predicted model, not a curated record